Messenger RNA from Mugil cephalus (flathead mullet), 2600 nucleotides. RefSeq lists its product as uncharacterized. The transcript has 8 exons. The coding region runs from base 238 to 1152 and encodes 304 amino acids. The record is from RefSeq and is a predicted model, not a curated record. NCBI's taxonomy places the organism in Eukaryota, Metazoa, Chordata, Actinopteri, Mugiliformes, Mugilidae.
CAGUUCGUCAACAUGUCCGCUAGGGGCUGCACAUCCCCGGUAAUCAAACCACAUUCAUGCUGCUAUACAGUGGAUACGGCAAAAGGCGACACCCGAGGAGAGCCGCUCAUCUCUUUGUGCACCGUCGUUGCAGUUCAGCCAUAAAAGAGGUUGCACUUGCACGAGUGUUUGUCCAGCAUGCAGUAGCAUAACACGCCAUGGUCGCCUGUGAGGGUGUCAUCUGCAAUUCGGUACAAGAUGAGCAGUGCUAGUAAGAGGGAGAGGGAGCAGAAGAGGAAACUGCAGCACUUUCUGAGUGACCUGGCUUUACUUGGAUCGUUGCAGGGGUUUAAAUACUUCCAGCCGUGGCUGAGGGGGAAAGAGGAGCUGCUGCUGACAGUCGUCAACGAGGAUCUGGGCUGGCGCUCCCCGGGCUUCGCCGUGUCCCGGGCCUCCUCUCGCUCGUCCACCAGCAGCUGCAACAGCAGCGAUGUCUCUCCCAGCAGCAGCUCUCCGAGCCUGGCCAGCCGGAGCAGCUCCCCCCUGCCCGGGGAGCCUCCGGGCCCACGAGACUCUCAGCAGUCGCAGGCACAUACCAGGACCCAGCCGCAGACUGUCAGGGAGCCCAGCACAGAGGAGCACCUCCUCCCAGCAUCUCCCAGCGAGAGAGAGAUAGCAGUACCUGAGGUGAACUGCACUCUGUUCCUGCUGGCCGGUUACGUCAAGUACGGGCGUCCCUACGCCUGGAUACGCUCCAACCACGAGCGCCUGGUCAACAUCGGCGGCACCGACUCGAUGGUCAAGGACACGCCCAUGAAACUCAAGUCCAUCUCAGACUGGCAGACACGAGGAAUUCGCGUGUGGGAUGUUGUUAGUGAGCUGGUGUGCCUGUGCACGGUUCCCUCUCCCUCCAACCCGUUCGCCCUGGACAUGCGCUACAUCAAAAGUCUUCCCCUCCCCGAGCGCUUCCUCGUCACAGGGGCCCUUCUCAACUUCCUGGAGUUGUACGUGGUUUAUGGGAACCGGGACGAGCUUCACUAUGACAAAGUGGUAGAGGAAGUGAAGCCUCUGAGGCGUCUCCACGUCCAGUCCCUGCUGGAGUUACAGAGACUCAGAGCCAGCCCCAGGUCGGCCAGCAGCCCCACGCUGCAGCACUUGCCUGGAAAAGAGUAACUGUUAACAAUUCAUUCAUGAUCAAAGAUAAAACCACCUGGAUGCACUUUUAAGAGAAAAAAAAAACAUAUUUAAAUGAGCCCAAUUUCAAACGGAUCGUGUUUAUGUAAUGAACUCCGAGUGUCCUCAAACACCACGUUUGAAAAAAAAAAAAAAAAGCUCCGUCACAGCUAAUUUAGGUACGGCGUGUGCAAACCCCAUUCGUUUCAAGGCUGCGCUGUCCUGGAUACUGGAAGGUAGUCACGCGUACGAGGGCUUUUCGAAACGUGAAAACACAGGAGAAAUAACCCUGGGAAACGAAUCACAUGACCGAGGUUUAAAAAUCCCAGGGCCUCUCCGAACGUCUUGCCCUGCCACCCCCCAAAACCUUCAAUCUCUCAACUCCCACACGCACACACACACAGCAGAAGACAAGAAUUCUGCGUUCUCCCGGCCAAAUAUAACAUCUUAAAAAAAAAGUCCAAGCAUCCAAGCCUGGAAACCGAAUCAUUAAUCAGACGUUUAAGCAGGUCAUAUAUCUGGACAACAUAUACAGACACGAAGAAAUGCAGUAUAAAAAAGUUUUAAUAUUCCAUAAAAUACAUACUUAAUUAAAUAUGUACAAAUAACGUAAAACUGUACAUUGAUAAAAUACACCUUAAAGCAGGCACGGUGACCCCCUUUUCUGAGAUGAGGGUUGAUGCCGUUUGUAAUUGAAAAGAUACAUCGAGUACAAAAUGAUAAAAAUAACCGACUAGUGGCACAUCAGUUAAAAAAAUUACACCUUUUUAAAAAAAAAAGUAAUAUUUCUAGCUUAGUUUUGGUCAUAAAACACUACAUGAGAAGACAAUGGUAGCUUCAAGGGUGCACCACUAAUCCUCGAGGUUCUCGUCUGUAAACCUUCGAUAGGACUCAUGAGAUCUCGUUAUGCAAUACAGCACAUACCAAUGCCUAUCUCUUUAAAACCGAUUUAAGUAGUAAGGGCACCUCGUUUGGCUUUGCCGGCGCGAAAAACGUAAAGAGCGUCCUGUGGCGUUUGCCGACGAAAGCUGCUCUGCGCGCGAAGUCGGGGGCGGACUCGGGGAAGCAUUUGGGUCUUUUUAGAAACACUCUCAAAUUCCCUGCAAUUGGAAUGCAGGUGCAUGGCCAGGCAUUCCUCACAGAGGCUCCAUCCACACAGGAACACAGUGUUCCCAGUGUUCGUGCACAAACACACCCGCGAGUCAUGGUUCAGUGUUUUUUUCUACGUAGAUGCAAAUAAUUUAUCACUGUGGACGGUUAGGAUCUGGGGUUGUUUUUGGGUUUGUUUGUUUUUUUUCAGUUUUUAGCAGGACGUUGCCGUGCGAAGCACUUUGUUAACUUUGCAAGUUCUUCUCCGGUCUAUCUUUAGUUUUAUAAUGCAGGUGCUGGGCCUAUCAUACAUUUUAUGGCAACUUAUGACCUCUUAAAAUGAUAAAAUGUGCAAUUCC